AUGGGCCCUGUGACCCCAGCCCACGCUGGGACCUAUAGGUGUUAUGGUUUUUCUCUUCACUCUUCUACAUGGUCAGCACCCAGUGACCCCCUGAAGAUCAUAGUCACAGGUCUGUACAGAGAACCCUCCCUCUCGGCCCAGCCUGGUCCCUUGGUGAAACUGGGAGAGAAUGUGACCCUGCGGUGCUGCUCAGAGGUCAUGUUUGACACCUACAUACUCCACAAAGAGGAGGAACCCAAGGACCCCUUGAGCCUUGUUGAGAGAUUCCAUGGUGGCAGCUCUCAGGCUGACUUCUCCUUGGGUGCUAUGACGUCAGCCCAUGCGGGGACCUACAGAUGCUACGGUUCUCUCAGGCACUCCCUCUACAACUGGUCGGCCCCCAGUGACCCCCUGGAGGUCAUAGUCACAGGUCGUCCUGACAAGCCCUCUCUGACUGCCUGGCCGAGCCAAAUCGUUCCUCAAGGACAUUAUGUGACUCUUCGGUGUCACCCUCAUCUUGGGUUUGCCUUGUUCAGAUUGUACAAGGAAGAGGGGUCUCUUGUCUCUGAGCUCCCGAAGGCAUUGCUCAGGAAUGAUUAUGUCAUGGGCCCUGUGACUCCAGCCCACGCUGGGACUUAUAGGUGUUGUGGUUCGUCUCAUCCCUCUUCUACAUGGUCAGCACUCAGUAACCCCCUGAAGGUCAUCGUCACAGAGGUCAUGUUUGACACCUACAUACUCCACAAAGAGGAGGAACCCAAGGACCCCUUGAGCCUUGUUGAGAGAUUCCAUGGUGGCAGCUCCCAGGCUGACUUCUCCUUGGGUGCUAUGACGUCAGCCCAUGUGGGGACCUACAGAUGCUACGGUUCUCUCAGGCACUCCCUCUACACCUGGUCGGCCCCCAGUGACCCCAUGAAGCUCGUGAUCAAAGGUGAGAGUUCUCAGACCUAUGCCGUGACACCGAACAGAGAGCCUGAGGUGGACAGAAUGGUGAAUAAGGAGGACCCUGAAGAAGGAGGCCCACAAGAGGUGACAUACGCAGAGUUGAAUCCUCGGAUUCUCAAUCAGAAAAAAGUCACUCCCACUUCUAAGGACUCCCCGGCUGAUUCCAGUGCAUACAUGGAAUUGUCUCCACGUUAA
This is a messenger RNA of Orycteropus afer afer, 1116 nucleotides long. The record is from RefSeq and is a predicted model, not a curated record. Lineage: Eukaryota; Metazoa; Chordata; Mammalia; Tubulidentata; Orycteropodidae.